This is a messenger RNA of Vicia villosa (hairy vetch), 1531 nucleotides long. RefSeq names its product probable leucine-rich repeat receptor-like protein kinase At1g35710. The record is from RefSeq and is a predicted model, not a curated record. Gene Ontology annotation, molecular function: protein binding. The transcript is spliced from 11 exons. Bases 280 to 1275 code for a protein of 331 amino acids. NCBI's taxonomy places the organism in Eukaryota, Viridiplantae, Streptophyta, Magnoliopsida, Fabales, Fabaceae.
AAAAAUAAACAAAUAAAAAGAGGAAGACAGAGUAUGAAAAUAGCAGUGCCGACUAGUGAGUGAGAUUUCCAAUUUCCAAUUCCCAACUUGAUGAUUCCGCGUUAGCUCAUUCUCCACUUCGAUUUGAUUAAUCAUUCACCAAAACUCUCUUCCUCUUUCACUCCAAUCUCAAUUUUUCACAAAAUCCAAAACACCAUCAACAACAACACUUCACAAUUCAGAUCUACCCCAACACAAAAGGAAACAAAAUCAACUUCAAUUUUCCUCACCGCCCUCAAAAUGGCGCGGAUGCGGAUACUCUUUACUUCACUUUCCUUAUCUCUCUUUUUCGCGUUAUCAAUUCUCAACCUUGCACACUGCAAGACCCUUAAGCGUGAUGUUAAGGCUUUGAAUGAGAUCAAGGCUUCUCUGGGUUGGAGAGUAGUUUAUGCUUGGGUUGGAGAUGAUCCUUGUGGGGAUGGUGAUCUUCCUCCUUGGUCUGGUGUUACUUGUUCCACUGUCGGUGAUUAUCGGGUUGUAACAGAGCUGGAAGUGUAUGCGGUGUCGAUUGUUGGGCCUUUUCCUACUGCUGUUACCAGCUUGUUGGAUCUUACACGGCUGGAUCUCCAUAAUAACAAGUUGACAGGGCCAAUUCCUCCUCAAAUCGGUCGGUUGAAGCGUCUUAGAAUACUAAAUUUGAGGUGGAACAAACUACAGGAUGCAAUUCCUCCAGAAAUUGGGGAACUUAAAAGUUUGACGCAUUUGUACCUAAGCUUCAAUAAUUUCAAGGGUGAAAUUCCCAAGGAGCUCGCAGAUCUUCCCGACCUUCGCUACCUUUACCUUCAUGAAAACCGUUUGAUGGGAAGAAUACCGCCAGAAUUGGGCACUCUACAAAACCUCCGCCACUUGGAUGCCGGUAACAAUCAUUUGGUGGGUACCAUAAGGGAACUCAUCCGUAUUGAAGGUUGCUUUCCAUCACUACGCAAUUUAUAUCUAAACAAUAAUUAUUUUACUGGAGGAAUACCUGCACAACUUGCUAACUUAUCCAGUCUUGAAAUCUUGUACCUGUCCCACAACAAAAUGUCAGGAGUUAUACCAUCCAGCGUUUCUCUUAUUCCUAAAUUGACGUACUUGUACUUGGAUCACAAUCAGUUUUCAGGGAGAAUUCCUGAACCCUUUUACAAGCAUCCAUUUUUGAAAGAAAUGUACAUCGAGGGAAACGCAUUCCGGCCUGGUGUCAAUCCCAUUGGCUUGCACAAAGUGCUUGAAGUUUCUGAUUCAGACUUCCUUGUUUAAUAAAACUGUCUAUUUUUUUUCUUUCUUUCUGAAAGUCUAAUAGUUCUUGUUGUUAUCUCAAUGAAAUAGCCAAAAUAGGUGUUUCAAUUUUUGCCAAAUCUAUGUUGUCACUAUCAAUAAACAAUAGUUUUUUAAGCUUAUUAUUUAUGAUCUUUUCAUGUAUGUAGGAAGUUCAUUGUACUAUAGAUAGUUAUAGUUAUGUACUCUUUAUUUCAAAUUUAAAAACAGAGGAAGUAUAUUACUACCCCCUUCAAUA